This is a messenger RNA of Stylophora pistillata, 480 nucleotides long. Its product is annotated as microfibril-associated glycoprotein 4-like. The record is from RefSeq and is a predicted model, not a curated record. Lineage: Eukaryota; Metazoa; Cnidaria; Anthozoa; Scleractinia; Pocilloporidae.
AUGCACCUCCGUAUAACAGUUCUUCUUUGUGCCAUUGUGUACGGCGUAAGCCGUAUUUCAGAGCCAGACCUGAGAGCUGUUAACUUUGCAAACGAGAUAGAAGGACAAAAGCUGAGCGGAAGCAUUAUGAGAGAAAUGGAAGUUGAUUCGGAAAUUUCUUGCCAGCUGGAAUGUGUGGACGAAGAAGGAUGUCAUUCAUAUAACUUUGGAACCAUAAAGGGCGACUCACAGAAAUUCAAGUGUCAGCUAAGCGACUCUGAUCGAUUCGCUGGAUUUGCUAACUUUACCGAGGAUAAAAAUUUCAUUUACAGAGGAAUGACGGGGGCGUGGUGGUACAAUAACUGCCAUGCUUCCAAUCUGAACGGAUUGUACCUCAAUGGCCGACAUGCCUGUUAUGCUAAUGGUGUCAACUGGAGCACAUUCAGGGGCCUAUACUACUCACUAAAACGCUAUGAGAUGAAAGUAAAAGCCAAGGAAUAA